Molecule: messenger RNA, 1909 nt
Organism: Marchantia polymorpha subsp. ruderalis
Lineage: Eukaryota; Viridiplantae; Streptophyta; Marchantiopsida; Marchantiales; Marchantiaceae
Source: the annotation of a GenBank genome assembly
GGAUCUCUCGACCGCUACUGUGGUUCGUGGGGCAACGAUGGACACGCUCCUCGUUCAAUUGUUCGAAGUCGGCUUUUCGGUGUUAUCCCGUUUGAUUGGGUCAUGAGAAAUCCAGAGGUGCUAAGCAGGACGACGUACUGUACUUCCUGCCCGAUGUGCAGACGUUCAGGGAGAAUGUGGUCUAGUAAAAUUCAAGUUCGAGCGGAUUAAGCUGAACUUCUCAAGCAAGAAGGGUGUAGUUGCCAUGGCUCUCCGCAUCCAUAAUAAUGUGCUGGCAAAAUCAUUCACCACAUUCAGCAGCCUGCCCAUUAGCCCCUGCAAGUCUUGGUGUUUAUUGAGUGACGGUCGGUCUUGUGCGGAGAAUGCCUGGGUUGGUCGGUCUUCGUCCGCAAGGCUUAGGUCUUCUGAGUUCGGGAGGCACGUGCUCACCAAUGGCAGACUUGGCAGAGCGAGAGUCAUUUCUCCUAGAGCAGGAUUGGACGUGCCAAUUUCUAGCGAGGAGAUUCCUGUCAAAGAUGGAACUGUGUUGACGGGAGAUGGAAGCGAAUUGAGUAACACAUUGAGGCUCGUGGAAUGUUCGAUGCUUGCAGCAACAGCUGGUUUAGCUUACUUCCUCAGCAAUCUGUUUCGGCUGGAGGCCUAUUUGGGAUGUUUUUUUCCUCUCCCGGUCGUGAUUUCAUCAAUGAGAUGGGGAGCUGCUGCAGGAAGGAAAACCAUGUUGGGAACCGCUAUGCUUCUUCUGGUGCUUUCUGGACCACUGAAGGCUGCAUCAUACCUGCUGAUGCAUGGCUUCACUGGGCUAGGAAUGGGUUCUCUCUGGAGGUGGCGUUCUAGCUGGCUCAUGUCAAUUGCAGUAUGUACAGUGGUGCGGAGUUUAGGAGCAGUGGGCUUCGUUCUUUUGUCAUCUUGGCUGCUGAGGGAAAAUCUUCUCGCACUGAUAACCGUUAAUGCGCACGCUUCAUUCUCGUACAUUCUGGCAGCUGUCGGGAUAAACAUCGUUCCAACCAUGUUGGCGAUUUACUUUGUCUUUGCUGGCUUGCUCUUGAUCAACUGCGGAUCUUUUGUUUUUCUGCUACAUGUUCUUUACGCCAUUUUUUUGAAGCGUCUCGGUAUUCCUAUGUCUAUUGCUGUACCGGGGUGGAUAGAGCGGGCUAUUUGAGUUAAGGCUCUGCUGUCUUCUCCGGAAAAAGACAUUGCACUAGCAAUGCAAGUCGUGUUUUCAUUCAUCUGAAUUGUGUCACAUGACAGCGAGCAGAGUGGAGCAGCCUUUUCAGCGCAAGGGACACUUAGAGGUUCAGAAAUUACAAAGCAGGUGGUUAAACUGAGUUGUUAGAUUAAACAACUCAAUUUAACCACUGCUGUUGUUGUCAAAUGCAACUGAACCAACUGCAGUGGUUGUCAAAUGAUUUCCGUGUGCCAUCGUCGUUCUUGUGUUUUUCUUGUAGCCAGCAAAUAUACAUGCCUUAGUUCAACUAUGAUGAUGGGAAAGCAAUGCAACCGUUGUAGAUCUGUUAAAGGUAGCUGUGCUUGACUACGUGAUCUCCACUGUAGACAAGUAUGGCCUAUGAUAUGAGUUAUAUAAAACCAUAGCCGUUCAUUUUUCUUCUCAGAUUCAGAGAAGGUAAACGAUGUCAGAUCGUCGAUAGACUUUGUUGUGUUUCAGGUCCAUGACAUCUUGUACCUGUAGACUCUAUUGGAGGGGGAUUUUUGAACUUCUGAACUAGCUCGACUAUUCACUUGAACACAAUAGUUUGUGGACGCGAAGCGGUCGGCCUGAGAUUUAAUCCGCUCUAAGUUCAAUGAUAAUGUCUGUUGUAAUGACAAUCGAACUUUGUACUUAUUGUGGUUGCAAGUCUUAUUUUCUUGCAUCAAGACAUCAAUGUUAGUGUAAUAGGAUCCUCCAACAAGG